Messenger RNA from Thunnus maccoyii (southern bluefin tuna), 3877 nucleotides. It is a transcript of the gene lrrn3a, whose product is annotated as leucine rich repeat neuronal 3a. The record is from RefSeq and is a predicted model, not a curated record. Bases 1184 to 3298 code for a protein of 704 amino acids. The transcript has 2 exons. NCBI's taxonomy places the organism in Eukaryota, Metazoa, Chordata, Actinopteri, Scombriformes, Scombridae. Gene Ontology annotation, molecular function: protein binding.
GACUCCAAACAUGAGAUUUGUUGACAAUAAGAAAAAUAUUAAAAUUUGCCAGCCUUAUCCAGUAAUGCAUAAAGCCUUUCAAGGUCUUGCUCUGUCUUACAUUAGUUCCCUUUUGAGUCCACAUGUAACUGUUCCUGACUCGAAGUCUUCAACGGCGGCCUUGCUUGGUUGUACCUGAGGACAGAGUUUGUUUGAGAGAAUCUACUUUUAUAAAAAAGCUUGUAUUGGGAGAUGGUUUUAUGUGCUUUAGUGUAUCUUAUUUCCUUCAUUCUUUGUAUUCUGUGUGUUUUUAUUAAUGCUUUUUCUUUUAUUUCACUAUGCUGACUCUGUGGUUGUUCUAAAUGAUUGCUUUUACUUGUGCAGCACUUUGUAACCUUGUAACCAGACAAAAGUUUGAGCUAAUAUUUGGAAAAAGCCACUAAUAAUCACGUGACUGUAAUUAUAUAUAGUCUGCAUCUGCAUCUGAUAAUGUAAAUAUCUGCUAUCUUACUUCUGAUAUCAUCCUUUCAGUUAUCAGUCAUAAGUUUGCAAGAGUCUGUUUCGUGCUCAGCCGACCGAUGCAACUGAUUAAAAAGGUAAAAAGACUGCAGUGCUAAUGGGCAGACAGACAGACAGACCGGGGACACGAUGAUCUAAUAAAUAAAAUGCCCUCCAACAAUCAGAUGGUGAGUUUUUGAAAAGUUGCUGUACCAGAGCCGGCGGCCUGGUCUGCUCCGUCCUCCUGCUGCGUCUCAUUAUCUGAACUGUGGAGCUCAUUUCCUCACAAGAACGCAGUGUAACAAGGCUGAGAAGAGCUCCCACCUCUUCCUCAAGGAAAUCCAGGGAGAAGAAUGGAAACUGACACCAGUGACAGCGACGGAGGAUAAUAAUGAUGGAGGACAGAGUGAUUCGUCCCUAGCCGGAGCUACAGCAUUCCUCAACUGGCCCUCUGCUGCGCAGCUCUGCUCCCUGAAGGAUACAUCGACCUUGACAUAUCACAGCGUGCAUGACAACCUGGCACGGACUGAACUGAAAGGUUGUCUCUCUUUGCCAAGAGUUGGAAGACAACAGGGCCAAAGCUUUGGGGACCAGGCGUCAGCAGAAAUCUACUCUGUCUUGCUGCAGUAACAAAUUAGCUUUUAUUUGUGAAGUUAACAGUGCUAACAGCUGACUCCAUAAGGGCCAAUUACUGGCUGAAGGGAAUAUGGAGGCCAAGAUGAAGGAGACAGCAGUUGUGGCUUGUUUGCUGGCUGAGCUGUCUCUGGCUGCUUUUGUUCUGGCCUCUGAGGGGGCUGCUCAUUGCCCCGCAUUGUGUCGAUGUGAGAUACGAUCCUGGUUCUCACCCAGCUCUAUUUACACUGAGGCUGCCACUGUGGACUGUAAUGACCUGGGCCUCUCAGCGCUACCGGAGAGACUCCCUAUAGAAACACAGGUACUGCUGCUACAGACAAACAACAUUGUUAAUGUGGAGAAAACUUUGGAUUACUUGGCCAACCUUACUGAAAUCGACUUGUCUCAGAAUAACAUUUCCUCAGUGAGCGAUGUUUGUGUGGGGUCUCUCCCCCAGCUGCUGUCACUCCACAUGGAGGAGAACUGGAUUCAGGAGCUUUCUGACAGCUGCCUCGCUUCCUUGCCCAACCUCCAGGAGUUCUACAUCAACCACAACCUGAUUUUCUCCAUCAGCCCCGGGGCCUUCCAGGGUCUGAGCAGGCUGCUGAGGCUCCAUCUCAAUUCCAAUCGACUGACAAGUAUCAACAGCCAGUGGUUCCAGCCUCUCCCCAACCUGGAGAUAUUGAUGCUGGGAGAAAACCCCAUAUUGGAGCUGUCAGACAUGAGCUUUCAACCUCUGACUAACCUCCGCAGCCUUGUGCUCGCUAGGAUGAAUCUUACCGAAAUCCCUGAUAAUGCUCUGGUUGGUCUUGAGAACUUGGAGAGCAUCUCUUUUUUUGACAACCUGCUCAAUCGAGUACCCAGACUGGCACUGACGAGAGUCCAGAACCUGAAGUUUCUGGAUUUGAAUAAGAACCCCAUUGAGAGGAUCCAGAGAGGUGACUUCAUGGACAUGAUGCAUCUCAAGGAGCUCGGCAUCAACAGCAUGCCUGAGCUCGUGUCGGUUGACAGUUUUGCCUUAAACAAUCUGCCCGAGCUGACAAAAAUCGAGGCCACCAACAAUCCCAGGCUGUCCUACAUCCACCCCAGGGCCUUCCACAAGCUCCCCAGGCUGGAGACGCUGAUGCUGAACAGCAACGCUCUGAGUGCGCUUCACCGUAGCACCGUGGAUUCCCUGCCCAACUUGCGCGAAGUCAGCCUGCACAGCAACCCCAUCCGUUGCGACUGUGUCAUCCGCUGGGUCAACAUGAACAGGACGGCUGUUCGCUUCAUGGAACCAGACUCCCUUUUCUGCAUGGAGCCUCCGGAGUACCAAGGCCAGCACGUCCGACAGGUGCACUUCAGGGAGAUGACAGAGAUCUGCCUUCCGUUGAUCUCACCCGGGAGCCUCCCGGAGCGCGUCGAGGUCGGGAAAGGGAGCUCGGUGUCGCUGCACUGCCGGGCGUUUGGAGAACCAGAACCUGAGAUCUACUGGGUGACGCCUUCAGGCGACAAGGUCCUACCUGGCAGCGUGUCCGACAAGUACUACAUGCACCCAGAAGGAACCUUCGACAUCUAUGACGCCACCGAGCAGGAGGCCGGCUCAUACACCUGCAUCGCCCACAAUCUUGUCGGGGCAGAUCUCAAGUCUGUCAUGGUUGCGGUGGAUGGAUACAUCGCCCAGUUCACAAAUCAACCUUUACAUGUAUAUAUCACAUCUGUCCAGUCUCAUUCUGUUGUGGUUUCCUGGGAAAGCACAGGUGGUUUGGUGUCGCAACUAAAUUGGUCCAUUUUAUCCGACGGCAGCCUCCUCUCGAUGCCAUUCACAGCCAGGCUUCCCGCUGAUGUCAAAGAGUACUGCAUCAAACAGCUGAAGGUGUCCACUCGUUACCAGGUUUGUGUUGAGGUCACUGCAGCUCAGUCUGGAUACAGCAGGGACUGUGUCAAUGUGACCACAAAGAAGGCAGCGGUCCCGAAGGAGAAAAAUGAGAACUGGGACAGUGUGGUGAUGGCUUCUUGUGCUGUGUUUUUUGUUGUGGUUGCUGUGACUUGCUCUGUCAUCUAUACGUCUCUGUACAGCCAGGUGUUUUACACAAAACUGAUAGCGGACCCGGCGGAUACGCUGUUGAUUCCCAGCACUCAUUCCUCCUCUUCUUCUUUCCUGGAAUUUGGUGUGUCUGGGGUAAAGGUGAGGGCAACUGUAAUAAACUUACCAGACGAAUCCAUAUAAGAAAUGCCCUUGUCUGUAAAGGCACUUUGGGAUUAAUAGAAGAUGAAGAGUGAUGGACACUGGACAAUGUAAUUUAUGUGCCCUCUUUUCAUUACCGUCAGUGGGACAUUUUGCACAGGGACUCGGCAGAGAGAAAAUUCAUACACAUUUGCAUAACCAGCUAUAUAAAUUCAGACUAUUUUGUAUUUCAAACUUGUGUCAUUAUAACAAGCUUAAUCAGGCAGAUAUCUUGAGUAUAAUCUACAUGGCUACUGGUCAUUCAUGCAGUGCAAACAGAGUAAAGCACAGCACAGGAACUAUAUCUUAUUGAGACGGCUUUUGAUGUCUGCAAAAAGCAUUUUCUUUGCUGUGUUACAUUAAUGGUGCCAAGCAAAGAUAGUUUAUAAUGACAAGAAAAAAAAAAUCUUGUUAGUCUAGUGUUCAAGAAAACUGACUAAUAUGUAAACAAUUUUAUGAACAAAUACAUUUUUCAUUAAACCUGUGUGGUGUCUUAUAUCUACAAUCUUUUCUCGUUACAUUUGGACACUUUUCACAUCAAAAUAUGUCAUUUAAAAUAUGUCUGCUGCCACAAAAAAAACC